CGCACAGUUUUCAGCUAACAUUCGCGCGGAGAACAUGAACUGAACCGGGGUUAUUGGUGGCAACCACGAGCAACGAGCUUCAAAUAUUUUCCGUUUGUCAACAAACCGCGCGAGUUGCCAAGUGCACGAGAAAGCACUUGCGAUAAAAAUAAACACUUGUGCGCCGAAACCUUUGUAAAAAUAAAUACAAAUAUUUGGUUGGUGUUCUGUUUGAGAUUGAAUAAUCAAAAAUGGCUUGUUCCACCGGUGUGCUGAAAGUUUUUGCCCUCUUUUGGGACAUUGUCUAUGCUAUUUUCGGCCUGAUUGUCAUCGGCCUUGGCGUGCAUGUUGUCUAUAAAUUUGAGCAUUUCAACACCGCCGCUUUUGUCAUCAUUGGCCUGGGCGUUGUGGUGGUGCUGGCGGCGCUCUUUGGCUCGCUGGGUGCAGCGCGCGAGAGCAGCAAUAUAUCCAAGACGUUCGUGUUCCUUUUGGUAGUCCUGAUUGUGCUCGAGGUGCUGGUCGUGGGCUUCCUGUGGAUCUUCCAAACUUCGCUGCUCAUCAACGUGGACAAAACCUUCGAUCAGCUGUGGAACGAUCAGCCAGUGCCCAUUAAGCCGGGCAAUCAGAGCCAAAUUGCCAGCCUGGAACGCUGGCUGGACUGCUGCGGCAAUGUGGGACCCAAGGAUUAUAUGCUGCCACCAAAUAGCUGCUACAACAGUGAGUCCGACAAACUCAAUCUGGAGGGUUGUCGGCAAAAGUUUUUGGACUUUAUAGCCUCACGUUGGACAACAUUUAAUUUUGUUUCGCUGGUGCUGGUUGCAGUGGAGAUCAUUUGCGCCCUUUUGGCCUAUGUGCUGGCCAACAGCAUUGUGAAUCGCUGGCGUCGCUCGAAAUACUAUCAAAAAUAAGUGCCAAAACAUUUUUUCAGUGCGAUGUGCAAUGCAUUUCUAGUAGAAAAGAAACCAACACUUAAGGCCAAAGAACUCGCAGUGGAAAUUCCACAAGCAGAUGUGGCAUCUUUGGGUGCGAGAACUAACCAUUUAGUUUGUAAUUUGUAAUCUAAUCUAAGCUCGAUCUAAGCCGCAAUCUUUUGUAACAAACGUUUCGAUAAAGCCAAAGCCAAAAUAAAGCGAAAUUCUUUUGUA
Messenger RNA from Drosophila guanche, 1124 nucleotides. RefSeq names its product protein late bloomer. Gene Ontology annotation, cellular component: membrane. The transcript has 4 exons. The coding region runs from base 231 to 887 and encodes 218 amino acids. The record is from RefSeq and is a predicted model, not a curated record. Lineage: Eukaryota; Metazoa; Arthropoda; Insecta; Diptera; Drosophilidae.